UCAGUGCUGUCACUCUGUGACAGUGUCUCCAGCCAUGAGCAGCACCGAUAUUAGGACUGCGCCAUUAUGCCAAAGGAUAGCGUAUAACCGAAGAAUCGACGCAGAGCACCGCAGAGAAUAUUCAAGUUUGCGUGAAUUAUUACAGCACCAGGACACCAGUGGCUUGCUUCGUUUAAGUACGUCCAUGAUCGGGGGGGCGAGCAAGCUCGGCAAAGAUGGAAAAACCUCUUGGAGGCAGGAGGUGUCGACUUCCCAGCAUCACCUGAAGAACUGGAAGGUGAUGCUGUGGGUGAUGGCGUCAUUGCUAACACUAGUAAAAGAUGUGUUUUCUGAGGAGGACAAUAAAGAGGCUCAUCCAGACCUCCAGCGUGUCCAAAGGCAGCCCUCCUUGUCUCCUGCUGAAGAUCUGGAACAGGACAGCAGUGUUCACACACCCUGGCCUCAAGCCCUUGAAGAGUGGUCACUGAUGCAGGAUGAGGAAAUCCAGCAGAGCAGAUGGCGGCGCUCCCCUCCUGUCUCCACCUUGCCCAGAAUCUCAAGGAGGAACCGCAAGAAGACCAAGAGCAUCCACGAUUGCCACUUGGAAAGGAAAGAGAUACAGGUGCGAGAUCUUGAUCUCGGUUACAACUCAGAUGAAAUAGUCCUCUUUAAGUACUGUGUUGGGACCUGCCACAGCUCCCGCAAGAACUACGACCUGGCACUCAAGGUUCUGAUGGACAAGGGGAGCGUCUCUGGCAAGAUGGUCAGCAGUCACCCCUGCUGUCGGCCUACCCGCUAUGAGACUGUGUCCUUCAUGGACACCCAGACUACCUGGCAGACAAUUAGGUGGCUCUCGGCGGCCAACUGCAGCUGUGUGGGCUGAUUGCAAAGUCUGUCUAUCUGCAUGAUGCAAACACAGAAACACUGAGUGAAAACUUGUGGGAAAGAACUGGAUGCAGCAAAGGCCUGUUCUCAGUAGUUUGGUAGUGUGAUCUGAAGCAUGGGCCUUAGACAGGAUCCACAGUACAGUGGCUAUGGCCUUCCAUCCGCUAAUAGCUUGACUGUUAAUGGAGGAUACCUUCAGAUAGAAGCAUAUGGCACAAGCAGGCUAUCUGGAUGUUUGCCAGCAGCCUGGGGCAGUGAAAGGUUUGUUUUAAUGCCUCCAGCAAUGUGCACAGAGGAGGUCAUUAUCUGUACAGGCCAUAAUGGAUAAUAUUUUGUGUCCGUCAUUCACGCUACUGAAGGCUUAUGGGUGAUGACCCUCUGGCAACGAUGUUGGAGGUCCUUAGGUCUUUGGCAUAAGAAGCUCUGAUUAGCUAAUCAUGUCAAAAAGGCUCUUUUGCCAGUUAAGGUUGCUGACCCCUGCUUUAAAGGAUGCCAAAGAUAGCACAGUCUUAAAAAAAUAAAUUUGAAAAAAAAAGCCCAGAUGCUAUCUACUCACCUCAGCAACUUUACCAUUCAAGGGCAACAAAAUACUAGCUUCAUGGGACAAAUUACUAUUCUCAAUUCAGUUUUAUAAAUUAUAAUUUUGAGGCUAGGAUAAUAAUUUGGACUCACAAAUUUCAAAAACAUUACCCCUUAGAAUUCUAUGAGGGUAUACGUAUUAACAACAUUGAUUUUUUUAAUUUAAAGGGUUAGUUUGGGAUUUUUGAAAUGGGGCUGUAUGAGGUAGUGAUAUAUAGUCAGUGUAUUACCUUCAGAAGAUGACAGUUGGCAUGCCCCCAGUUUGGAAUAGCAGGCAGGAGUCCCAACAGGGAAGCUCAGCAUUACAUUGCUGUGGAUGGGGGUUGAUAUCAAAACAUAUUUAAGCCACCUUAAAGAGGCCCACCUAAAGAAAUCAGUAUUGAUUGAUUUAUUUUAUUUAUUUAAGUGUCGUGCACCAAGUGGUGCCCAGCCCAUAUGGGCUUACAAGACACUAAACAGAACAACAGCCUGGAUGGCCAUAUGACAGAUCAAUAACAAAAAGUCCACAAAAGGAUAAGCAAACAUUUCAGAAUAGCCAAAUUCCAUAACAGAAACAUCUUAAUAUGUUGGGUACAACGUUCUCUGUCUUAAGUGCCAAGCAUUUUCUAUAAAUCUUGCCACAGGAAAGGUCUCCUCAUCAAAAAGCCAACGCAACAUCUCACCUUUGGACAACCAAAAUAAGUCAGGAUUUUUCCACUGAAUUUUUUCAAACAGGUGGUUCCUUAAAUCACAGUAUAAAGGGCAAUGAAACAGAAGUGAUAUUCAUCUUCAACAACAUCAAGAUCACAAAGAACACAUAUACGUUGCUCCUCCUGGAUACCUUUAUAUCUGCCCACUUCAAGAGCCAGAGGAAGGGUACCAGUUCUUAACUGGGCACAAAGGGACCUCUGUCCCCUCUUCAAAUUUAAAGUUACAUAAUGUUCUGUGUGGAACCCCACUUUGAUUUGAACAUAGUUUCUGAGUUUUGGUUUGGACCAGAUCUCAUCUUUCCAUUGUUCAUUGUGAAUCUUAACUAGUUUUACUUUCACUAUGUUUAUAUUACACUGCAAAUUGUUCCUAAAUAUAUAAUUUAAAUCAGAAAACAUCCUGUCCUCUGGCAAUUGAACAAGGCGGUUUCACAACCGAAUUAUUUCACAUCUCUGUUUCACAAGACACUGCACCCAUCCCAUGUCCCCUUCAAUAGCCCCUUUAGCAGUAUAUCUGUGAACCCAGAGAAAGCACCUCAUGGCUCAAGACUGAAUAGCAUUACUUUCAGGGCUAUCUUUAAAACCCCACAUGUCUGCUGCAUAAAAUAAAAUUGAGCCAACCAUUGAGUCAUAAAGUUUUGAAAAUGUCAAAAAACCAAGGUCGGGGCACACUUUCAUUUUACUCAGUACAGACCCUAAAGCCUAUUUAUAUGAAGUAACAUACUUUAAGGGCCUUAAUCCAAACUGAAAUAUGUGAUCUUCUAAAAUGUAUAAUCUGAGUUUUAUCACUGUUGAUUACAAGUUGCCAUUUACCACACCAUAAACUCAUAAUAUUCAGCAUUUUUUGUAAAUUAAUUUCAUUUUCAGCAACUAAAAUAAUAUCAUCAGCAUAUAACAAAAUAUUUAAAUUCAAAUCAUCAAUUGGUAUGCCCAGAUUGGCCUGCUUGAUUUCUACAGCUAAAUCAUUUACAUAGAGGGCAAAUAAAGUAGGGGAGAGCACAUCUCCCUGCUUCACUCCAAAUGGUGUCGGAAACCAGCCAGUCCUGAGAUUAUUUAACUGUAAACAAGCAACUGGGGCUUUAUACAGAGCUUGGAUAGCAUUGUAAAAUUUACCAUCAGUGCCAGAACACAAUAAUUUAUACUCCAGGAGAUCUCUAUUGACCCAAUCAAAUGCUUUCUGAAAAUCAACAAAACAAGCAAAUGUGUUUUUACCUUCUGUGAGUCUGGCUCUCACUACAGAGGUGAUGGUAUAAAUAUGAUCGAUACAAGCCCUAUUUUUCCUAAAUCCAUUCUGUUCAUCCGCCAACACUCCAAAGGACUCCACAUAAUUAUUAAGUCUAUUAUUAAGGACACCUGAAUAUAAUUUGUAUACUGUGCUGAUCAGACUUAUACCUCUGUAGUUUAACAGAACUCUGGGAUCUGAGGUUACAGAUUUAGGAAUGGGUUUGAUUAUGGAUUUAUUCCACAUUGAUGGAGAAAUACCAUACUGAAAACAGUUUUGAAAUAAACAAUGUAAAAUAUUCAGCAUAUUUGAGUUUUUGAGGACCUCAUUUAGAAGUUCCUCUAUACCCACAGCUUUAUUUAAUUUAGCUUUAUCUACUACCUUCUGCACCUCCUCUAAAGAUAUAUCACUAUUCAGCUAUGGUUUGGACAGUAUGCAGUGUUACUUAUCCCACACUCAAGCUCAUCUUUCAAGUUAUUGCUUUCAGUUAAAAAUUGAGUGUCAAAUAAAGAAGGAUUUCUACAAGCAAACAAAUUAGUAUAGCCCUGUUCUCACUUCCUUAAACAGUCAGUGUUGGGAACGUUACUUUAAAAAAGUAAUUAGUUAUAGCUGCUUGUUACUUUCCCCAAAAAAUAACUGAGUUAGUAACUGAGUUGCACUAUAAAAGUAACUAAUUACCAGGAAAAGUAACUAUAGUGUUACUUUUUUAUAAAAUCCUCAAAUAUGUCAAAUUGCUAGGACAACCCCCCUUAAUUGAACUGUAUGUAAUGAAACUCAACAUUGAAUGUUAAAUGAAUGAAACUGACUCUUAAUAGAAUAAAUCAUUAUUAUAAAACAUUGUACACUACACUGCAUUGGUGUGUGUGUGUGUGUGUGUGUGUAAGAACCUCCAUUAAACGCGCAAUUUAAAUGUGAGAAGUCUCACUGACUGACCAUCACCUGUGUGUAUGCGGAGAAGAAGAGGGGCGGACAUACUAUUAUGCGUUUAAAUAUUAGACAGAUAUAUAUGGAGAAAGGCGAUGUUUAGAGAGCAAGCCCAAAUAAGCAACUCCACUUUAGAAACAACCUCAAAAAGCAGCAACCCGCGACUACCAAUAUUUCUAAGCGACUUUACAAAAAAACAAGCCCACACAGCAACCCUGCUUGUGUGCUUGUGAAUACCCGCCCUACUCUGCCUCUGAUUGGUUUAUGAUGAAAUUUUACUCUACCUAAGCCAAUCAUCAUCACUUCUGUGGUUGUCUCUCCCUCCCUUCCCCCUCACCUGCCCUCACCACAGAAAACAAACUUCAGAGCUCCGCUGAGAAGGAGCUUGCUUGGGUGAAAGCCGCUUCAGUAAACUCAAGUAAAGCCGAAUAACGGCGCAUUUUAUUGUGAGCAACGGUAAUGGCAUUAUAACGGUGGAGACAGUAACUUUUUUGAUUACUUGUUAGUGAAAAAAGUAGCGCCGUUAGUCAUGCCGUUUAUUUAUAACGUUGUU
Epinephelus fuscoguttatus (brown-marbled grouper) is the source of this 4828-nucleotide messenger RNA. RefSeq names its product artemin. Lineage: Eukaryota; Metazoa; Chordata; Actinopteri; Perciformes; Serranidae. Bases 35 to 862 code for a protein of 275 amino acids. The record is from RefSeq and is a predicted model, not a curated record. The transcript is spliced from 4 exons. Gene Ontology annotation, molecular function: receptor tyrosine kinase binding; glial cell-derived neurotrophic factor receptor binding; growth factor activity.